AUGAUAUCGGUAGGAAUUUUGAGCGAACCUCAAGGACCUGCCUAUCUUCCACCUGCAGGAACUGGACCGCGACCAGCUCCUAGUGGCCAUCCAGACGAAUGGGCCGGUGAUCCGGUAAAUUACGAAUUCUCGUACGAAGUGGAAGACGCAGUAGCUGGCCUAAACUUUGGCCAUCGCGAGUCACGAAAAGACGAUGAAGCAACUGGAACUUAUCACGUGCUAUUGCCAGAUGGUAGAACACAAAUCGUCGACUAUGUUGCCGACGGUGGUGGCUAUCGGCCAAUAGUACGAUACGAAGGGACAGCUACUUAUCCAGCUCCAGCUCCAAGAGUCACUGGAGGAGGAUCCACAAGUAACGAAGGAUACAGAUACUGA
Messenger RNA from Heterotrigona itama, 375 nucleotides. Lineage: Eukaryota; Metazoa; Arthropoda; Insecta; Hymenoptera; Apidae. The record is from the annotation of a GenBank genome assembly.